Actinia tenebrosa (Australian red waratah sea anemone) is the source of this 914-nucleotide messenger RNA. RefSeq lists its product as uncharacterized. NCBI's taxonomy places the organism in Eukaryota, Metazoa, Cnidaria, Anthozoa, Actiniaria, Actiniidae. The record is from RefSeq and is a predicted model, not a curated record.
UUUAUCUUGCAGAUGAAUUCUCUACAUCAGAUAAGACUGGGCCAGCCGUUGAUUCUAAAUUAGCCACCAUGGUGGAGGAACUGGUUAAAGAAAAGCUACCCAAGUCAAAACUCGACGAUUUGAUGUCAAAAUAUCUUCGACCAGAAAAUUGCAAAUUGCUGGUCAAUAGAGCUGUUUGGAAUCAGUUAAGCCAGAAUACCAAAGCCACAGAUAGGGCUUUUCAAAAGUCUCAACAGUAUUUUAUUACUGCCAUGUAUGCCAUGAUGUCUGCCUGCGAGAAGGCAACAGGAGAGAUGAAGUCUGUUCUUGCACACUCUUUAGUUCUUGCCUUGGCAGGUAAUCGAGAACUGAACCUUCGCCGGUGGGAGUCCUUAAGGCCUGAAUUGAAUUCGCAGUUUGCUUCGCUUUGCAACCCUACUACGCCGAUUACAGAUCAACUGUUUGGGGAUGACAUUGGAAAAGAAAUUGACGAGGUAAAUAAGGCAAACAGGCUUUCAAAGAAAAUGUCAUCCAAGAGAGGCAGUCGUAAAGGUUAUCACCCCUACAACAGCCAAAGCCGGCAAAGAUCCUCUUCAUCUUCAAGAGAUGGCAGAGCUUAUGGCUCAAGGUCUUUUUUAGGAGAGAGAGGCUCCUACCGCAGGAGGGGAGGAGCCAGACAAUGUUUUGUCAUUCACCUAAGCAUGUCUAUAUUCAAUCCUACACAGUCAUUAGAGUUUUUGGGUUUCGUGUUAAAUUCUGACACCAUGACAGUUUGUUUUACCCCAAGGAAGAUUGAGAAAAUUGUCCUUAUGUGUCAAAAGUAUUUAUGUGGACAGGCAUAUACCAUUCGGGAAGUUGCAUCUUUGAUAGGAACUUUGGUAUCAACAUUUUCUGGGGUGGAGUUUGGCCCGCUGUAUUAUAGAAAUUUAGAAUGA